Molecule: messenger RNA, 2265 nt
Organism: Mercenaria mercenaria
Lineage: Eukaryota; Metazoa; Mollusca; Bivalvia; Venerida; Veneridae
Product: delta-like protein 1
Exons: 11
Coding region: 300-2003 (567 amino acids)
Biological process (GO): Notch signaling pathway; cell communication; multicellular organism development
Cellular component (GO): membrane
Molecular function (GO): calcium ion binding
Source: RefSeq, a predicted model, not a curated record
GCUUAUUUCUACAUUAAUGCACACAGUAUUGAGAUGCAUUGUUUUUGGAGCAUAGCAUAAUUUAUGUCUUAAUUAAACUGUUGCUAAAUGAUUGAACUGACGCUCGUGUUGCGUGAAUCAUUCAGAAGGUGUAGGCGCAUUUGAUAGAUUAAAUUCAUUGGUAUGGAUUAUUGUGCUUUGUGGAUAUUUUGAUAUCUUCAUACAAAUAAACUGAAUUUCUCAAGUCAAUUUAAAAUAACUAUAUGUACUUAUAUUCUUAUUUAUAGAAAAAAAUAUCGCGGGUUGGACAAAUUCUCAAAAUGGAUUUACGGAUAAUUAGCGUGAUGUUGGCCGCUUCAAUACAGAUCGUCUCGAGCGACACCUGGUUCGAACUUCGUCUGAUAAGGUUUGACAAUCCGUCGGGAAGAGAAGAAGACGGCGACUGCUGUGAUUUUCCAUGUUCCGAUCCGUGUGAUCCAGAUAUUGCUAUAUGCUUUGACAAACCGGAUGCGGGAGAAUGUAGUCACCAUAAAAGAUUCACUGGUCAUUAUCAUUUAAACCAAUUCAGCUUCGGACCAAACUUUGAGAACGGCGCAGUCAAUCCAAUGACAGUCCUUUUUGAAGAACCAUGGCCGAGCACAUUGUAUAUCACGGUUAAAGUAGAAGACAGAGACAGUAUAAAUCGCAAUGACCCGAUGGGAAAGGUCAGGAAACUGUUUACCAGAGCGCCGGCAGCAAGCAAGAAGGAAGCCAUUUGGAAUAACCUAGACUUCGACUUUAACUACCAAAUAAUUACAGCACAGGCACGUGUAUACUGUGGAACUAAUUUCUAUGGCGAAGACUGCAUGACUCACUGUAUACCAAAGAAUAUCGUUGGAGAAGGUCAUUACACAUGCGCGAAAAAUGGCUCCAAAAUAUGCAUGGAGAAUUACCAUGGUCCCUCAUGUCAGUUUUAUUGUGCUCCUACCGAUGAUGAAUCGGGCCAUUAUUACUGUGAUAAAAAUGGCGUCCCUGUUUGCUUAGAAGGAUGGACAGGAGAUAACUGCGCCAUAGACAUUGACGAAUGUUAUAAUGGAACCAACAACCCCUGUUCUCCUCAUGGUGAUUGUGUAAACACGGAGGGUUCUUACACGUGUAAUUGUUCGGAUGCUUAUACAGGGCCAAACUGUCAAGAACUAAUAUUGUUCUGUGAUGAUGCCUCUUGUAGCAACAACAGUGUAUGUAACGACACCGUCGGCGGCUUCCAGUGCAUCUGCCACCCUGGAUGGACUGGGACUCUUUGUAAUGACCUCGUUACACCCUGUACCUCGGCGCCGUGCCAGAAUAACGGGAUAUGUACACUUACUCCGAACAGACGAAAUUAUUUGUGCAAGUGUGUAGGAUUAUGGACUGGUAGAAACUGUACCGAGAAAGUUGUGCGCAUGUUAAAUGAUACAAAAAUAAUCUACCUGUCUGGCAAUCUGCCAGAGAACCAGUGGGAUGAUCUCACACUUGGAAUACGUCAUCUACUGAAAGAUCUUCUACAAAUAUCAGACGUUGCCAUAGAAACUACAAUAACAUAUCCAAACGAAAAGCAGACGAGAGUUGAGAUAUUUGUAGAGUCACAAGAUCCGCAAGUGCGACACUCUCUGGAUAAAAUCUUAGUUCUGCCGGAGGAGGAAGUGAAGACCAGCUUUAUUUUACCAUUGUCUGAGAAACAGGAACUGAUCCGAGAACAACAAUUAAAACCGGACCCCUGGGUGAAGAAGCACUGGUAUGUUGUUCUGACAGUGGUGCUAUCGGUGCUCAUCAUCCUCACCAUUGUUGUUGUUGUCAUGUAUGUUGUGAAAAAAAGAAAGAGAGCUGCAAACAGAAAGAAAGCUGCUUUCGCCAAUCCAAGGUCAGCUUCUGGCAGAGAAUCCCUCCCUGAUGCAGCUAUCGGCUUCGACAAUUCCCUUUACUUUGAUUCAAGCCAGCCAGAAAAAGUUCGAGGCCUACCAGAACUGCCAAAGCAAGCUCCGCAGGAGAACGGUCGAAAGUAUUAAGCGUUCAGAUGGUGACUUCCCUUGGUUCUUUACAUUUGGAACGGUUCUACGCAAUUUAAGAAUACAGACUAUUUUAGAAUUAUAGAAUUAACGUGUAUAAACUAUGCAUGACAAACAAAACUAGUCAGACCUAUGUUUAGCAGCCAGUAAAGGAAAAGGCGUAAUCUGGCUGCUUAUGACAAGUUGACAACAGAAGAAAAAGUCCUAUAAAGUCAGUUUGGGAAAAUAGCUGACUGGCUGCUUAAAGCAAGUUGUUACUUAA